Molecule: messenger RNA, 531 nt
Organism: Dichotomopilus funicola
Lineage: Eukaryota; Fungi; Ascomycota; Sordariomycetes; Sordariales; Chaetomiaceae
Exons: 2
Coding region: 1-531 (176 amino acids)
Source: RefSeq, a predicted model, not a curated record
AUGCUUCGCUUCGUCCUCGCGCUCGUGGCUGCGGCCCAGUUUGCCGUUGCCAUUCCCAAACACAAGAUUCCUCUACCUUUCUCUAGUAGCACUCACAACGUCCAAUUCUGCGUCCGGCCUGAGGAGUUCGUGGUCAAGAAUUUCCAGAUAUGGACCCCGAAGCCCGGCAACAACCAGUCUGCCACCAUCGACUUUGACUACGCCGACGAGAAGGUGAUGCCUUAUAUUAUCACCAAAUGUCACUUCAACGAGACCUCUGUCAACGUCGGCCCCAAGGGUAGCACCCCGCGUUACGCCUGUGAGAACAAACUGGUCGAGUUCAUCUGGUCGGAGGGCACCCUCACCUUGAUUGAGAGGGUCUGUCCGCUCGAGGAUCAGAACGUCCCGUAUGAGGCUGCCGGCUGGGUCGAACCCAACCUUCAGUGCUCCACCAGUACAAAGAAUGACAGCCGCGGCGCAGGCCACGCCUGUUCAGCAAAGCCCAGCGUCCUGGCCGCUGAAUUCACCAGUUUGGAGCCGACGCCAAACUAA